Molecule: messenger RNA, 8961 nt
Organism: Cuscuta epithymum
Lineage: Eukaryota; Viridiplantae; Streptophyta; Magnoliopsida; Solanales; Convolvulaceae
Source: the annotation of a GenBank genome assembly
AUUUAUUCCAUCACCUUUUCUUUUAUGGUAUUCCAUCACCUUAUUUAUUGUAUUUUGUUUUUAUAAAUCUAAGAACUUUUUUAAUUCACGCAAAUAUAAUAAUGAUAUUGGGGUAUAAGUUGUACGUAGUGUUGUACUGUGCAACCGGUACGACCUACUCAUGGUGCUUCCAAAAAUUCAUACUUAAGCUCCAUCUGUUCCCCGAUUAAGCUCGUAAUUUCACAUUUGAGCUAAGAUUUAUAAACAUUGAUUAUUAAUUAUUCAAAAUUAAAAUUAGUUUAUUACACAUAAUUUCAUUGUAUUAUUCAAAUCUUAGUGUAUUGUAGAUUUUAAAAGUAUAGAUUUUUAGAUAUUUAAAAAUAAACUAAUUUCAUUGUAUACUUUCAUUUAAAACAACAUUAUAUAAAGUCAAAUAAAAAGUUUAAUCGGGGGAGGAGGUAUGCAGUGGAGUAUAUGAAGUGAUAUAUGUCAAAACAAUAUAGUGUUGUGCUCGAUCAUUGUAGGCAAAUAUAUACUUCAUACACAAGUAGAUGCAUGGCGCAUCAUAAAUAAGUUCAUUGAAUUGAGAAUGAAUUAUUGUAAAUUUAUACUACGUAUCAAAAUUAUAUUAUUCCUCUAGUUCCUCAGAUGUCAGAUCACUCUGUGAAUCUACUUUUGCUUGAGUUUGCUCCUUCAACAAAAAAAAAAGGGAAAGUUCCCAAAAUGGGACUAAAAAAGUUUGAAAAUUCCAAAAUAGGACUGUCAUGUUUUUAUUCCCAAAAUAGGACUAAUUACUGCUAAAGUUGGAAAAUACUGUCAUGUUUGAAGUCUAGUACUGCCAAAACAUGACAGUAAUUAGUCCUAUUUUGAGAAUAAAAACAUGGAAGUCCUAUUUUGGAAUUUCCAAACUUUUUUAGUCUCAUUUUGGGUAAUAUCUCAAAAAAAUACGUACUAUAUCUUAGCUUCUAUAUAUACCCUUGUUUUUUAUUUCUUCUUUUAUGCAAUAUACUAUCGUAUUUCGUAUAUUUUAGUGGUUUACUUUUCAAAUUCAUCCAUGUUUUAUGCUCCUUUGUUUCUCCAAAAAAGUGUUACAAGUAAACACAUUCACACCGUCACACGUAUUUAACAUUAUGACAACACCAUCUAAUUCAAACCAAACAUAUGUAUAACAUUCCGAGAAUAUUUCUACCUAUAAGAGCUUAUCUAUGGCUGGGUUUGAAAGAAGAAUUAAUAUUUUGAUAGCGUAAAUGCAUUUUUAUUAUGCCGGUGAACGUAAGUUUUACAUGAUCUUUUAAUUUAUAGGAGAAUUUCUAGAACAGCAUAUAAGCCACGAGCAAUUUCUCACACGUUUAAUUCGACAAAUUUUCUUAUCUUUCUUUAAAUGUCAAUUUAUACAUAUUUUGAACCCCAUAGCUUCUAAUGUCUUUGUAAGGAUCGUUUUCUUCCGUCUCCGGCUCAGGUCUUUCAACACACACUCUCACACACCACUUUAGGGGAGGCUUUGCACAACUCUAAGUUUUUAUCUCACCACUAAGUCCUUCUCAGUUCUCACACAAAGGGAAAGAGAAGGAGAGCACUGCUCUCAGGAAGGUAUCACUCGCAGGCUGCUUCAACAAGGGAAGAAGCAAGGACUUCAAAUAGGCUGCCAAGGGAGUUCACGGGUGAUGCUAGACAAAAGACAAUCACAUGCUACCAAUACAAAGGAGAGUCACAUGUAUAGGCCAAGAAAAAGUGAUGCAGCGGACAGAACACAAAGGGGCCAGCCAAGUGGGUAAGUCAACCCUCAAACAUGUAUAUUAUUGAUCAGAUAAAAUACCAAGGUAAAGGUACCAAAGUGGGAGUAAAACAAUAGGGUGCAAGCCUCAACAAAUAAAGUGGGAGGCCUUGGUAGGACCAAUACCUCCAACAUUCUCCACCUUAUCAGAGCAUGACAAACAAAAACAACUUGUAUGUUUGUCAUGCUGAACCCCUACUUGAUUUUGUGAAUUGUGUGCAACCUUGUGUGCUAGGAAAACAGUCUAGAGUUGGUUUUCCUGAUCUGCCUAAGUAUACUAAUGUGCUUGAUUGUAUUCAUGCUGACUUGUGGGGUCCUUAUAGUGUUUCCACUCAUGGUGGGAAAAAUUAUUUUCUGACGUUGAUUGAUGAUUUUUCAAAGAAAGUGUGGGUUUUGUUGAUUGAGAAUAAAUCUGAAGUUUUUGAUAAGUUUAAAAACUGGAAAACCCUUGUUGAAAAACAAACCGGUAAGAAAAUAAUUUUUUUAAGGACCACUGUCAGUUUUGAUUUCUGUGAUAGUCAGCUUGGUGAUUUAUGUGAUACUUGGGGUAUUUCUAUGCAUAAAUAUGUUCCCUCCACACCCCAACCGGAUGGGGUUGCUGAGAGGAUGGUUAGAACUUUAUUAGAGAGGGUGAGGGCUAUGUUAGCUUCAUCUGGGCUCUCUAAUAAGUUCUGGGGGGAAGCUAUUUGUUAGGCAAGCAGCAUAGAGUCAGCUUCCCUCCUUCCUCUUACCCUAAUCUGUCUAAGUGUUCGUCUGUGCUUGAAUAUGUUCAUGCUGAUGUUUGGGGUCCUGCCAGUGUUCCUACCCACGGGGGUAGGAAAUAUUUCCUUUCUAUUAUUGAUGACUUCUCUAGAAAGGUGUGGGUUUGCCUUUUAGAACACAAGUCUGAUGUGUUUGUGAGGUUUAGGGAGUGGAAAACCCUAGUUGAAAACCAAACUGGCAGGAAGGUUAAAACCCUUAGGACCGAUAACAGGUUAGAGUUCUGUAAUAAGGAGAUGGAUAAGUUGUGUGUGGAUUGUGGGAUAAAAAGGCACAAAACUGUGCCUUAUACUCCCCAACAGAAUGGGAUAGCUGAGAGAAUGAAUAGGUCUCUGUUGGAUAAGGUUAGAAGCAUGUUAGCUACCUCUGGUUUGUCUAAGAAAUUCUGGGGUGAAGCAGUCACUACUGCUUCCUAUUUGGUUAAUAGGUCCCCGUCUGUCCCUCUUGGUGGUAAGUGUCCUGAAACCAUCUUUACCGGUAAGCCUCUUGAUCUGUCUAACCUUCGGGUGUUUGGUUGUGCAGCGUAUGCACAUCAACAGGGUGACAAGUUGGAUCCUAGGUCUAAGAAAUGUGUCUUCCUAGGUUAUCCAGAGGGGGUAAAGGGUUACAGGUUAUGGGAUAGAAACCAGGUAGGCUUUAAAGUGGUCCUUAGCAGAAAUGUGGUGUUUAAUGAAACUGGUUUUCCUUGCUUGACCGAGUCUGUUUCUAAUCCUGAGUCUAGGUCUGAUAGUACUCCUAGUGAGGUGGAGUCUGUCCCUGGUGCUGCUAGUCCUUUAUCUGUUGAUCCUGUUAUUACUGAUGAUAUUGUUAUGCAUGAUUCUGAUUCCUCUGAGCAUGUUAAUCCCACCACCUCGAGUGAGGUGGAGCAUUUGCAUGAUACUGAGCAUGAUUUGCAUGAUAUGGGUGCUGAAUCUGACUUUCAUGAUAACAAUAAUUUGCAUGAGUUGCAUGUGGAGCCUAGUAGUGAUAAUUUGCAUGAUUAUCAACUUGCUAGAGAUAGAAGUAGAAGGGCUAUCAGGAGAACUGCUGAUAGUAUGCCUGAUUAUGUUUUCAUUGUGCAUGAUACUUCUAUGUUUGCAUUUUCUGUGUUUGAAUCCCUAGAGCUGAAUGAACCCAAGACCUACCGUGAAGCCUUAGGUUCCAAAGAGUCUCAGAAAUGGAUUAGUGCCAUGAAAAGUGAGAUGGAUUCUUUGAGAGUGAACCAGACUUGGACCCUUGUGCCUAGACCCCCCAACUGUUCGGUAGUUGAGUGUAAGUGGUUGUUUAAGGUUAAGGAAGAACCUAGUGAUGUUAGGUUUAAGGCUAGGUUGGUUGCGAAGGGGUUUACUCAAAAAGAGGGGGUAGAUUAUGCAGAAAUCUUUGCUCCUGUUGUUAAAUUCACCACUAUUCGUAUGAUGCUUGCUUUAGUUGCUCACCAUGACUGGGAAAUGAAAUAGUGGUAUCAGAGACUAGGGUUAUCGUCGCCGUUGAUUUCGCCGGAUUCUGCCCUCCGCCGCCGUCCUCCGCCACCGUACGCCGCCGUACUCCGCCGGUUGAAGCUCGUGGAAGCAUCGCCGGAUCUGGGCCGUGGUUCUAGGUUGCCUCUGGAACCACCCUGCCGCCGUGAACCGCCGACUCGUCGUUGGAGGUCGUGACUUUGCCGGCCGUCCAUUUCUCUGUCCACUCGUUGCCAGGGAGGUCAUCGCUCGCCGAUUGGUUCAUCGCUGGAGCCGCCUUCCGCCAGAAAUCGACACCCAACAGUCUUUGUAAAAAUCAUCAAUGGAUGCAAAUGAUUGUUCCAAUUUAAUGUACACCUUCCCUUGGCUAGGUUGAUGCAAACAAAAUGCACUUCAUCUUGCUAGAUCGGUGAGGAUUGAGAUUCAUGAAUGCUCUUCAAUUCUAUCAAAGAUUGUAUCACAAGUGGCUUAGAGAAAUCAGAGAUGUCAAUUGCCUCACUUAUAUUAUUAUUAGCAGCGCUAUCAAUUAUGAGUGGUGAGUAACUGGUUGGUUGAUUAUCAUAUAACUGUGAUAUUCAUCUAAGGUCCAUUCAUCUAACCCUCAUGGAAAAAAAAUAUUACCUUAAAAUGUUUAAGCUUUAAUAGUAAUCAUUGUUUGUUUGUACACCUAAACGUGAAAAAACAAAACAAAAAAUAACGUUGAGUACAUUGUUCAUGCUCAUGUUACAUAAAAUAUAAAUAACCUGGUUAAGUGUUUAUGUUCCAUGAUUGUUACUUUCACUAAUGAUGGUUUAUUUGCAGGUAAGCUUUAUCAUGUCUUUGUAACUGAAUGUCAGUGCAUGUUAUAAGUUUACCUUAUUACUUAUUUUUGAAUUAUUGGUUGGCAUGUUGAGGAUGGGUCAAUAUAUGGGAUUACUAAGAUUUUCUAUAGUUAUUAUUCUGCAAUAAAUAGAUAUUUCAAGUUAGUUGUCAGAGUGCAAUAACCCCUUACCUGAAAACAAACAAUGUCAAGAACUAUUAUUAUAUGGCUAUAUAUUGUACACUCUUUUCUUUAUGUCUUUGUAUAGUAUGACAUAGUUCAUAAUCAAGAUUUGCAUUAAAUACUAGGGUAUUUAUAUAUUUUAGCUUGAUUAACUUAAAUAAAAUCUUGUUUGCAGUAUUUGGAGUGAAGAAGGCAUCCUAGAUAUGAUUCUACUCGUUUUGAUGAGAUAUUCAAUAGUUAAAUUAUGAAUCUAUUAGAAUAUAAUUAAUCAAACAAUAAGAAGAUAAGUGAGAGUUAGGGUUAAAUAUAAUAUCAUGAUUCUAUCUAAUAAAAAGGUAGGGUGUUCCCUGGCCCUUACCCCAAAGAAUUUUUGGAUUCUUUGGACUAAAACCGGGUUUUAAAAAAAUAAUAUGAUGAUUACGGUUCAAGCUUUCUUGUUCGAUAGAAUUUGCAGAGUCAUUUGAAAAUAACAAGAGUUUGUGAAGAUGAAAUAGUCAUCAUCAUUACCUCAAUGUCGCAAAGGCUCUCAUACCUUCGGUGGGAUAAGAGUGGUUUGAUGUACACAGUCUUACUCAUGUACUAAAGUAUAGAAAGAUUGUUUCCAGAUGAUCCAUAGUGAAAAUUGCGUCAAAAGUGCAUGGAUUGGCGAUUGCUUCAUAACAAAGACGUACAAACAGUUUAGCAAAUUAGAGCAACAGAAGGAACUAAUUAAGGGCAAAGUAGCAGAUUUACACCGUUGCUUUGGAAUCUAGCUAGCAACCUAGUACUACAAUACUACGUUGGAAAGAAGAAACCUAAUUAUAACCGCCGCAGCAAGAACUGGAGACAGAGCUGGAGCGGUAGAGAGACGAAGAAGAAUUCAAGAACUCAAUGCAGUCCUCAAUGGCUUCUGCUCUCUGGGAAUCCAUUGAUCUCUCUGCAUACGAUCUCGACCUUCCGAGCUGGCUGCUGCUUGCCGAGGAGACCUUCCGAGAGCACCGUCUCUUUCGUUCCGAACUCGAAACGAGACGAACCAUAUUCGCUCCGAUAUGCUUCAGAAAUCUCACGGCCGAAAACUCCGACGACCAGGAUGGAGACUGUCCUUCUUCCAUAAUAGUACUCUUUUUGUUCUUGUUCUUGUAGAGUUUGUUCUGUAUUGGUUUUUCAUGGUAGCCUUCUGGACUGAAGCUCACUCUCUUGCUAAUUUUUCUUGACAUAUUUUUGGUGGAAAGAUGGAGACUUAGCUAGUACAGAGAAUGUUUUUCUCUGGGUAGGAUAUGAGGAGGAAGAGAUGGUGUUAGAGAUGAUAGAUGGUGGAGAGGUGGUAUUUAUUGGUAAUUGAUGAAAAAGAUGAGAGAUAUCAGAAGGGGUUUCAAUUUUGUUUUUAACCAAAAAGCCAAGUCCACGAAGAGAAGGAAGUGAGAGGUUAUCAUCAAGUGAUAUUUGUCCAGUUUGAUUAGCAUAAAAUUUAUAAAUAAAAGUUGUGCAACGAGAUUUAUAAUAAAAAAAAAAGUGAAAUAGCAUUGUGAAUUUGAUAGUAGUUCACUAGUUCCAAAACGAAAGUUAUGAUUUUGAGGUUUGACCCGUUUUAAAACAAACUUCUCCGUUGUAACUUUUUAAUGAAUUAGAAAUUUGAAUUUACAUAUUCAUAACCACUUAAAAAGCUCUAUAAAAUCUUCAAAUUGAAAUUCAAAUAUAAUAGAAUUUUGUUACGUAGAAUUAAGGAUUAGAAGCGAAUUGUGUUGAUUAGUGCACAGUAAAGUGUUAACUAUAUAUUACUACCUAUCUACCUCGUCCCAAUUUGAUGUUCCAAGUUCAUAUUCAUUUGAUUAACACAAAUCACUCUUAAUCUUUUCAUUACAACAAUUCAACUAUCCUAAUGUAUCACAUAAAAGUGUUACAAUAUCACUGAAAAGUGUUACAUUAAUUAGAGAAAAUGUAUGUAAUAUGUUUUUACCAUUACAUUUGUCCAUGUUGCAUUUGACCUAUAGUAACACUUUAUAGUCCCUAAUGUAACAUUUAUGCGUCUAGAAAGUGUUACACUAGGUCUAAAAAGUGUUACAUUAGAGAAAUAUGUAACACUUUUAUAAAUAUGUUACAUCUUUAAUGUCACAUUAGGCCUAAAAUUGUAGUAGUGAAUUUACUUUAUAUAUCAAAUUUUUAUCAAAUUUGAUUCUGAUUUUUGCGAUUUUGUAAAGUUUUUAAUGUAAUUUUUGAAUAUGUAACAUUUUGUCUAAAAAUAGUUUGAGUGCGGAUAUGAAUCCGUUAGCUUUAUCAUCCGUCGAUCAUCAUAAACCGCAGCGAGAACAUCAAAUUGGGGUGGAGUGCGUAUUUUGGAAGGGAGGUACGGAGUAAUAUUCUUUUUUGAAAAGGAAUUGCCAAACUAUAUAAUUAAUUUGAUCAAUGGUUUACAAUUAUAAUUAAUCAACCAAUAACUGAAAAUUCGUCAACUAUCAUAUUAUAAGACUUGAAAUACGAUCAUAUUAUAAGACUUGAAUUGCCCCACGAGUAUUUUUUAGAAAAGGAAUAAAAUGACUUCGGGGUAAACGGGAAGAAAUAGACGGAGCAAAUAAUUUAGAAAAAGAGAGUAUUAGUUGUCCUACAUAUGACUUAAUUUUAUAUUAUCAUCUAUUUAAAGACUAAUAGAAUAUUAUUAGGAGAUUUGUUUCCUAUUAUGUAUUAAACUCCUUUAAUAUAAAUAGACAUGCCAGGGCUCCCAUUGGGUAACACUUUCCCAAAUAUUCACAUGGUAUCAAGAGCUUAGGUUUUUUUAUGUUAAGAAUGCAUUUUUGCAUGGUCAUCUUACAGAGGAGGUAUACAUGCGUCAGCCGCGGGUUUUAUUCAUCCUUUGUUUCCUACUCAUUUGUGUCGUUUGCGAAAAGCCAUUUAUGGUCUUAAGCAAGCCCCGCGAGCUUGGUUUCACAGAUUUAGUAGUUUUCUUAUAUCUCAUCAUUUCACAUGCAGCAAGUCUGAUAAUUCAUUAUUCAUUUUUCGCCAGAAUAAUAAUGUCAUUUAUUUAUUACUAUAUGUUGAUGACAUCAUUAUUACUGGCAAUUCUUCCGCUACUAUCACCUCUUUUAUUCAGCUUGUUGCUCAGCAUUUUGCAAUGAAAGAUCUGGGUGAUCUUCAUUAUUUUCUAGGAGUCCAGGCUGUCCACUCCGCUAAAGGUUUGUUUCUUUCUCAGCAUAAAUAUGUGUCUGACCUUCUCUUCCGCUUUCAUCUCCAUACUCUUAAGUCGGUUCGUACUCCGCUUGCUACUCGCACUUCUUUAUCUCUCACUGAUGGGGAACUUCUUGCUGAUGUCACUGAGUAUCGUAGUAUGGUUGGUGCAUUACAAUAUUUAACUUUGACAAGACCGGAUAUUACUUAUGUUGUGCAUUUAGUGUCUCAGUUUAUGCAUGCUCCCCGUACUACUCACCUUUUUGCAGUCAAGAGAAUUUUCAGGUACUUGCAGGGGACUCUUGAUCAUGGUUUGUGGCUUCAGCCUACAUCUCGGGCAACCUGUGUUAUUGCUUAUUCAGACGCUGAUUGGGCAGGUUGUCCCGAUACGUCUCGAUCCACGACUGACUUUGCUGUGUUCUUGGGCCCGAAUCUUGUCUCUUGGAAGUCCAAGAAGCAGCCUACAGUCUCCAAGUCCUCUACAGAAGCCGAGUAUAGAGCUAUUGCUUACACUGUUCAGGAUACUUUACAUGUUCGUUCUGUAUUGUUUGAACUCGGCUAUCCCGUUACUGCACCGGUUCAAUUAUUUUGUGAUAAUAUCUAUGCUUCUUAUUUGACUGCUAAUCCAGUACAACAUGCCCGUAGCAAGCAUAUUCAGAUAGACUAUCAUUUUGUUUGAGAGCGUGUGGCUCAUGGAGAUUUAGUUGUGAAAUACAUUCCCACACAGUUGCAGUUAGCUGACAUUUUUACCAAGAGCCUUUCUAGUCAGCAAUUUUUUUUUGAAGGCCAACCUGCGCACAGUUUGAGGGGGUGUAAUAGAAUAUUAUUAGGAGAUUUGUUUCCUAUUAUCUAUUAAACUCCUUUAAUAUAAAUAGACAUGCCAGGGCUCCCAU